Messenger RNA from Perognathus longimembris pacificus (Pacific pocket mouse), 345 nucleotides. RefSeq names its product histone H2A-Bbd type 1-like. The transcript has a single exon. Gene Ontology annotation, cellular component: nucleosome. Gene Ontology annotation, molecular function: structural constituent of chromatin; protein heterodimerization activity; DNA binding. The coding region runs from base 1 to 345 and encodes 114 amino acids. NCBI's taxonomy places the organism in Eukaryota, Metazoa, Chordata, Mammalia, Rodentia, Heteromyidae. The record is from RefSeq and is a predicted model, not a curated record.
AUGGCUAAAAAUAAGAGAAGUAACAGGCGUAAGUCUAAGAAAAGUCCUGUAUCCCGCUCAGCAAGAGCAGAGCUCCAGUUUCCUGUUAGCCGUGUGGACCGAUUGCUGCGUGAGGGUAACUAUGCCCAGCGUCUGAGCUCCUUAACACCGGUAUUCUUGACUGGCAUCCUCGAGUAUCUAGUGUCCAACAUCCUAGAACUGGCUGGUAAAGAAGCUCGCAGAAACGGCAAGGCACGCAUCACCCCAGAACACGUGAAGAAGGUAAUAGAAAGCCAGAAGCAAUUCCAGCUCUUCUAUCGUAACAUCCAAACUCUAGAUGAUCAGACAACCCAACGGCAAAAGUGA